This is a messenger RNA of Pipra filicauda (Wire-tailed manakin), 2183 nucleotides long. It is a transcript of the gene TARS2, whose product is annotated as threonyl-tRNA synthetase 2, mitochondrial. The record is from RefSeq and is a predicted model, not a curated record. Gene Ontology annotation, cellular component: cytoplasm. Gene Ontology annotation, biological process: threonyl-tRNA aminoacylation. Lineage: Eukaryota; Metazoa; Chordata; Aves; Passeriformes; Pipridae. The transcript has 18 exons. Gene Ontology annotation, molecular function: threonine-tRNA ligase activity; ATP binding. The coding region runs from base 1 to 2115 and encodes 704 amino acids.
AUGUCCGCGCGUGCCGGGUCGCGGCUGCUGCUCGCGGGAGCCCCGCGGCGACACCGGGUGUCCGGGCCGGACCCCGAGCGUCUCCGGCUCUUCCAGCGGCUGCGGGCGGCGGCGGCGGAGCGGCGGGACGGGCCCGGGGAUGAGGAUGGGGCGGGCGGUGGCACCGGGGGCGGCCGCCUCCCCCCGGGGACCCCCAUCCGCAUCGCGCUGCCCGGGGGGCACCGCCUGGACGGCCGAGCCCUGCAGACCACCCCGUUCCAGGUGGCCGCGCAGCUCGGGGGUGGCCUGGCAGAGGCAGCGCUGGUGGCCCGGGUGAACGGGGUCCUGCAGGACCUGGACCGGCCCCUGGAGCACGACAGUGACCUGGAGCUGCUCGACUUCUCCUCGCUGGAGGGGCGGGAGGCUUUCUGGCACUCCAGUGCCUGUGUCCUGGGGGCGGUGGCCGAGCAGUUUUUCGGGGGGACGCUCUGCAGUGCCCGGGCCACCGAGGACGGAUUCUACUGCGACGUGCACAUGGGGGACAGGACGGUGCAGAGCACGGAGCUGCCGGCGCUGGAGGAGGCCUGUGCCACGUUCGCCCGCGCCCGGCACCGCUUCGAGCGCCUCGAGGCCCCGCGCCAGCAGCUGGCUGAGCUCCUCAAGCACAACAGCUUCCAGCUGCAGCAGCUCGAGGAGGAGGUGACGUCCCCCACAGCCACAGUCUAUAGGUGUGGCCCCCUGCUCCAGCUCUGCCGUGGGCCCCUGCUCCGGCACACGGGGCUCAUCGGAGCCCUGCGUGUCCUCACGAGUUCGGCUGCGCUGUGGGGGGGGUUGGGGGGCCGGUCCCUCCAGCGCGUGGCCGCCGUCGCCUUCCCCACCCCCGAGGCCCUGGAGCGCUGGGAGCGGGCCCAGGAGGAGGCGGCUCUGCGGGACCACCGGCGGAUCGGGAGGGAGCAGGAGCUCUUCUUCUUCCACAAGUUCAGCCCCGGCAGCUGCUUCUUCCUGCCCCGCGGCGCCCACGUCUACAACGCCCUGGUGGAGUUUAUCCGGAGCGAGUACCAGGCGAGGGGCUUCAGCGAGGUGGUGACCCCCAACCUGUUCAGCCCCCGGCUCUGGGAGCUCUCGGGGCACUGGCAGCACUACAGCCCCCACAUCUUCUCCGUCCCCGCCGCCCCCGAGACCCUCUCCCUCAAACCCAUGAACUGCCCGGCCCACUGCCUGAUGUUCGCCCACCGGCCGCGCUCCUGGCGGGAGCUGCCCCUGCGCCUGGCGGAUUUCGGGGUCCUGCACCGCAACGAGCCCCCCGGGACCCUGACGGGGCUCACGCGGGUCCGGCGCUUCCAGCAGGACGAUGCCCACAUUUUCUGCACCCUGGAGCAGCUGGAGAGCGAGAUCGAUUCCUCCCUGGAUUUCAUCCGGACCGUCUACGCCGUCCUGGGCUUCUCCUUCCGCCUGGCCCUGGCAACGCGUCCCAAGGGGUUCCUGGGGGACCCCGACACUUGGGAUCGCGCUGAGCAGCAGCUGGAGCGGAGCCUGCGGAAUUUCGGGCAGCCUUGGGAGCUGAGUCCGGGAGACGGCGCCUUUUAUGGGCCCAAGAUCGAUAUCCGGAUCCGGGAUGCGCUGGGGAGGCACCAUCAGUGUGGCACCAUCCAGCUGGAUUUCCAGAUGCCGGAGAGAUUCGAGCUGGAAUAUGCCAGCCCGAGCGGGGGUCCGGCGCGGCCGGUGCUGAUCCAUCGGGCCGUGCUGGGCUCCGUGGAGCGGAUGGUGGCUGUGCUGGCCGAGAGCUGCGGGGGGAAAUGGCCGCUCUGGCUGUCCCCACUGCAGGCCAUGGUCAUCCCACAGACCCCUGAGGUCGAGGAUUACGCCCGGGAGGUGCAGGCAGUGCUGAGGAGGGGGGGCCUCCUGGCCGACCUGGACGGGGACCCGGGGGCCACCCUGGCCCGCAAGAUCCGCCGGGCCCAGCUCGCCCACUACAACUUCCAGCUGGUGGUGGGUCGGCGGGAGCGGGAGCGCGGCACCGUCAGCGUCCGGACCCGGGACAACCGGCAGCUGGGGGAGCUGGAGCUGCCGCGGGUGCUGCGGCGGCUGCGGGAGCUGCGGGACGGCCGCGUCCCCGACGCCGAGCAGCGCUUCUGACCCCCCCAACCCCCGCCCCGGGGGUCCCCGGGACCCCCCCCCUACUCAAUAAACCGCUGGAAAACGCG